GGACUGUUCAAUCAGUUUUCUCGCAUACUUUGAGCUUUUCCCAUUUAAAAUGAACGGAAUCAUAUUUUUGAGCCUGGCCAUGUGCUGUGCUGCUUUGGCUUCGCCCGAGCCCGCUGUCGGGUCCCCAAAGACAUUGACCGGUGAUGCCAGGCAGGUGGCCAUUGCGCUGUUAGAGACAACUCUAGCCCAAUUGGACACUGGAGAUGGUCCCAGUUACAAGUCCAUUUCCGUGGGAUUAGUGACGCGACAGAUUGUGUCUGGGGAUCUCUUUACCUACAAUGAUGUGGAACUGGACACCGGAACGAAAAAGAAGACUUGCACUAUCAAGGUCUGGACCCAACCGUGGGUUGAGGAGAACAGCACAAACGUCGAGAUCCAUUGCCAAUUCGGGGAUGGCAAUGGAUUUUUUUAA
Molecule: messenger RNA, 412 nt
Organism: Drosophila subobscura
Lineage: Eukaryota; Metazoa; Arthropoda; Insecta; Diptera; Drosophilidae
Product: cystatin-like protein
Exons: 2
Coding region: 50-412 (120 amino acids)
Source: RefSeq, a predicted model, not a curated record